Messenger RNA from Microthlaspi erraticum, 3348 nucleotides. NCBI's taxonomy places the organism in Eukaryota, Viridiplantae, Streptophyta, Magnoliopsida, Brassicales, Brassicaceae. The record is from the annotation of a GenBank genome assembly.
AUGAAGAGUCUUGGGUUAGUCGAAAUCAGUUUGCUUUGCUGUCUCUUUAUCUAUCUCCGUGUAGAUUCCGUCUCCUCUCUAAACUCUGAUGGUUUAGCUUUACUUUCGCUUCUCAAGCACUUUGAUAAAGUACCACCUCAAGUAGCUUCGACGUGGAAGAACAACAACACAUCCGAAACCACUCCAUGUAACAACAAGUGGUUCGGUGUCACUUGUGAUAAUUCCGGUAACGUCUUGACUCUUAAUUUAAGCACAUCUGGGGUUUCAGGCCAAUUAGGCUCUGAAAUUGGGGAGCUCAAGAGCUUAGUGUCUCUUGAUCUGAGUCUCAACAGUUUCUCUGGUCCAUUGCCUUCCAGUUUAAGAAACUGCACUUCACUUGAGUAUCUAGAUUUGUCUAAAAACGGCUUCUCCGGAGAGAUUCCAGACAGUUUCGUUACCUUGCAGAACAUGACGCAUCUGUACCUCACCUCAAACUUCUUCACAGGUGUGUUGCCAGACUCUUUGUUCCAGCUUCCCUUGUUGCAAACGCUGAAUCUUGAUCGCAACAAUCUUACCGGUCCGAUUCCUGCAAGCGUUGGUCUGUUGAAGGAGCUUGUAGACCUGACUCUGUCCCAUAACGAGUUGUCUGGUUCCAUCCCCGAGUCGAUUGGGAACUGCAGCAAGCUGGAGUAUCUGUACCUGAACAAGAACAAGCUUAAUGGUUCUUUGCCAGAAAGUCUCAAUCUUCUUGAGAAUCUUGGAGAGCUGUUUGUCAGUAACAACAGUCUUGGAGGUAGGCUUCGUUUCGGUUCCAAAAACUGCAAGAAGCUGGUGACUUUAGAUCUGUCCUACAACGACUUCGAAGGUGGUGUUCCUCCUGAGAUUGGCAAUUGCACUAGUCUCCAGGGUCUAUACAUUGUCAAAUGCAACUUGACAGGUACAAUUCCAUCAUCCUUGGGAAUGUUGAAAGAGGUUUCGGUUGUUAACCUCGGCGAGAAUCGUCUCUCUGGGACUAUCCCACAAGCGCUAGGGAACUGCAGCGGCUUGAAGACCUUGAAGCUGAACAACAACCAGCUCCAAGGUGAGAUACCUUCUGGAUUGGGUGAGCUAAAGAAGCUACAAAGCUUGGAGCUUUUCGUGAAUAAGCUCUCCGGUGAGGUUCCUAUUGGUGUGUGGAAGAUUCAGAGUCUGACACAGAUGGUUUUUUACAACAACACUCUCACCGGGAAGCUACCUGUUGAAGUGACUCAGCUGAAGAGCCUUAAGAAGCUUAUGCUGUUUAACAAUAGGUUUUAUGGAGAGAUACCGAUGUGUUUAGGUGUGAAUAGAAGCUUAGAGGAGGUGGAUCUUAUUGGUAACGGUUUUACAGGGGAGAUACCUCCAAAUCUCUGCCAUGGGAAGAAGUUGAGGUUUUUCAGCUUGGGUUCUAAUCAGCUUCAUGGUAAGAUACCAUCAUCUGUUCGUCAGUGUAAGACUCUGGAGAGACUCAUCCUUGGAGGGAACAAGCUUUCAGGUGUUCUUCCUGAGUUUCCUGAGAGUCAUAGUCUUGACUAUGUAGACCUCAAGAGCAACAGCUUUGAAGGAUCCAUCCCUAGCAGCUUGGGAAGCUGCAAGAGUCUCACGACCAUCGACCUUUCAAGAAACAAGCUCACUGGUCUGAUACCUCAAGAAUUGGGAGAUCUGCAAAACCUUGGGUACUUGAAUCUUUCACAUAACCAUCUGCAAGGUCCUCUGCCAUCUCAGCUGUCAGGCUGUGCGAGAAUUAUAAAGUUUGAUGUUGAGUCCAACUCAUUAAACGGUUCUGUUCCAUCGAGCUUCAGAAGCUGGAAAAGCUUGUCCACUUUAAUUCUCAGCGGUAAUCAGUUCUCAGGAGCCAUCCCACCGUUCUUGGAAGAGCUUGACGACCUCUCAGAUCUGCGGAUAGCUAGAAAUGCUUUUGGAGGUGAGAUUCCUUCUUCCGUUGGCUUGUUAAAGAGUCUGCGUUAUGGCUUAGACCUCAGUGGAAACGGAUUCACUGGCGAGAUUCCAGCUGCGCUUGGGGAACUUAUCCAUCUCGAACGGCUCAACAUAUCCAACAACAAGCUGAGAGGGUCUUUAUCAGUUCUUCAACGUCUUGCUCUCAGCUCCUUAUCACAGGUUGAUGCCUCGUAUAAUCAGCUCACAGGUCUAAUACCGGAGAAGCUGUUGUCGAAUCCAUCAAUGUUUGUGGGGAAUCAAGACCUCUGCAUUCUAUCUUCUUACUCAGUAAGUGCUGUGACUCGGAAAGAGUUUAAGUCUUGCAAAUUUGAAACCAGACUUAGCACCUGGAAGAUCGCUCUUAUAGCAGCUGGCUCUUUUAUAUCUGCAUUGGUUUUGGUGUUUGCUCUCGUUUUGGUUUUCCUCUGCUGCAAGAGAGGAGUCAAGACAGAAGAUUCUCAAGUCCUCGACGAGGAAGAAGGCGUUUCCUUGUUGCUUAACAAAGUUCUCGCAGCCACUGACAAUCUAGAUGACAAGUACAUGAUUGGAAGAGGAGCUCACGGAGUUGUUUACAAAGCCUCUUUAGGGUCAGGAGAAGAAUACGCAGUGAAGAAACUCAACUUUGCAGAACAUGUACGCGCAAACCAAAAUAUGAAGAGGGAGAUAGAGACAAUUGGGUUGGUUAGGCACAGGAAUCUCAUUCGGUUGGAAAGGUUUUGGAUGAGGAAAGAAGAUGGCCUGAUGCUGUACAAGUACAUGCCAAAUGGAAGCUUACACGACGUUCUUCACAGAGGUAAUCCAGGAGAAACCGGUCUUCAGUGGUCUGCACGGUUCAACAUAGCCCUUGGGGUCGCACACGGGCUAGCGUAUCUACACCAUGAUUGUCAUCCACCGAUCAUUCACCGUGACAUCAAACCAGAGAACAUACUCAUGGACUUGGAUAUGGAGCCUCACAUUGGAGAUUUCGGGUUGGCUCGGAUUCUAGACGACUCAACAGUUUCAACAGCUACCAUUACAGGCACCACUGGCUACAUUGCACCAGAAAAUGCUUACAAGACAGUGAGAAGCAAGGAAUCAGAUGUUUACAGUUAUGGAGUCGUUUUGCUGGAGCUGGUAACGGGAAAGAGAGCAGUGGACAGAUCUUUUCCGGAGGAGACCGAUAUUGUAAGCUGGGUGAGAUCUGUAUUAAGCAGCUACGAGGAUGACGAUGAUAUUACUCGUCCAAUUGUUGAUCCAAUGCUUGUGGAUGAGCUUCUGGAUACGAAGCUUAGGGAACAAGCAAUCCAAGUUACAGACUUGGCACUUGGGUGUACGGACAAGAGGCCAGAGAACAGACCGUCCAUGAGAGAUGUGGUGAAAGAAUUAACUUAUGUGAAACAUCUUGUAAGAAGCAUUUCUGGUUCAGGUCAAUAA